AGGUGUCUCGCCUGGGUGUGUGCGUGUGUCUGGCUCCGAGUUGGCGCUGGGGUCGGCGGAGAGUCGGGGUGCCAGUCCAGAGGAAUGUUGGCAUUUGUGACCCGUCGGGGUGUAGGCGCCCCCGGGAGCGCCAUGGCCCGCGCACGACAGGAGGGCAGCUCUCCCGAACCUGUAGAGGGCCUGGCCCGCGACAGCCCGCGUCCCUUCCCGCUCGGCCGCCUGGUGCCCUCGGCCGUGUCCUGCGGCCUCUGCGAGCCCGGCCUGCCCAGACAAGAAGAGCAGCAGCGACACCGCCCGUCUCCUUGGAGGGUCCUGUACAAUAUCAUCAUGGGACUUCUGCCCUUACCCAGGGGCCCUGGAGCCCCACAGAUGGAGCCCAAUUAGGCCCCUGCACCCACCCUGUGGACGUUGGAGACUUGGGGGGCAGGACCCCCCCACCUCCUGAUGCCCUGGCCAGCACGGGGGACCUUUUCU
Molecule: messenger RNA, 474 nt
Organism: Dipodomys ordii (Ord's kangaroo rat)
Lineage: Eukaryota; Metazoa; Chordata; Mammalia; Rodentia; Heteromyidae
Gene: Bbc3
Product: BCL2 binding component 3
Exons: 3
Coding region: 85-384 (99 amino acids)
Biological process (GO): intrinsic apoptotic signaling pathway in response to endoplasmic reticulum stress; release of cytochrome c from mitochondria; positive regulation of release of cytochrome c from mitochondria
Cellular component (GO): mitochondrion
Source: RefSeq, a predicted model, not a curated record